AGAACGCACUCCCCUCCUGCUCCCGCCAAGCUCGCUCGCGCGUCUCCGGUCCUGCCCAUGCACGGCAGCAUAAUCAGGGGCACGAAGACGAAGACGGAGGCCUGCGCCGGCCAGUUUCUGGUUGCCACGAUCGGCGGAGGCAGCGUCGCCGCGGCGCAAAUGGCCCGGCCGCAGCAGCGGUACCGCGGCGUGCGGCAGCGCCACUGGGGCUCCUGGGUCUCCGAGAUCCGCCACCCUCUCCUGAAGACGCGGAUAUGGCUGGGCACCUUCGAGACGGCGGAGGACGCGGCGCGGGCGUACGACGAGGCGGCGAGGAUCAUGUGCGGCCAGCGCGCGCGCACCAACUUCCCCGCCGCCACCGGCAGCGUCUCCUCCUCCGCGGCCGUGGCGUCCUCGUUCCUCUCCGCCGCCCUCGUCGCGAAGCUGCACCGGUUCAACAUGGCGUCCGUGCAGGCCGCGCAGCGGCAGAGGGAGGCCGCCGCGGCCUCGGCCUCGGCGGCGGCUGCCACAGCGGCCGCAAUGCCGCCGGGCGCCGCCCACGCGGGGCCGACGCUGCCGUCGUCGACGGGGUGGGUCGGGACGCUCCUCGAGGAGAAGCACGUGGAGCAGAUGAUCGCGGAGCUGCUCGACUCCGACUUCUCCAUGGAGAUCUGCCAUUAGCCAAGCCAGCCAUGGAGCGUGCCCUGCUUCCUCUGCCUCUGCAUACUCCUCUCUGUGUUCUUGGCGCGAACGACCGAUCACCGGUCACCGCGCGGGUCUAGUGUAGCGUAGCGUAGUGUAGUAGCUGCAUAUUACAGUCAGUGAGCUAUGUGAUGUGACCACCGGAGAAGAGCUCGUAUUAGUUCGGCCAAGAGUUCUUCUACGCUAGUGAUCGUACAGCAUAACUGUACCUCGUAUUUAGCAUCUAUAUAUCCAUUUAGCAUCUAUAUAUCCAAAGCCUAUACACCC
Molecule: messenger RNA, 948 nt
Organism: Triticum dicoccoides
Lineage: Eukaryota; Viridiplantae; Streptophyta; Magnoliopsida; Poales; Poaceae
Product: ethylene-responsive transcription factor ERF003-like
Exons: 2
Coding region: 58-660 (200 amino acids)
Biological process (GO): regulation of DNA-templated transcription
Molecular function (GO): DNA-binding transcription factor activity; DNA binding
Source: RefSeq, a predicted model, not a curated record